Hydractinia symbiolongicarpus is the source of this 2568-nucleotide messenger RNA. RefSeq lists its product as uncharacterized. Bases 200 to 1642 code for a protein of 480 amino acids. The transcript has 3 exons. The record is from RefSeq and is a predicted model, not a curated record. NCBI's taxonomy places the organism in Eukaryota, Metazoa, Cnidaria, Hydrozoa, Anthoathecata, Hydractiniidae. Gene Ontology annotation, molecular function: FMN binding; oxidoreductase activity.
AUCGUGCUUGAUAAGCUGUACCCAAGGUAGGCGUUUAUCAUCAUGCAGCUUACAACUUGUUUGCGAUACACAGCUUAUUGCUUAUGUAUUAAUUUACUAAUAAUUGUGUUCCAUUUAAGAAUUACAAAGUGAUUCAAAAAGAAAUACCAGUGAAGGCACUGUGCUAUAUUGGAAUCCAUUUGACUUACCUAUUAACAUCAUGUCUAACCAGAGCGACAACCCACCAGCUGUAAUUGUUGUUGGCAGUGGCCUUGCAGGAUUGAGUGCAACUAUUGAAGCUGUUCGCCACGGUGCUCAUGUCACUAUUGUUGAAAAAGAGGAAAGAUUGGGUGGCAACUCCGCAAAGGCAACAUCAGGUAUUAAUGCAGUUGGGACUGACGCACAGAAUGAAUUAGGCAUUGAAGACACAAUUUCGGCUUUUGUUUCUGAUACAAUCGCUUCUGGUGACGGUCUUGCCAAUAAAGAAUUGGUAAAAAUUCUAGCACAGAACAGCAAUUCAGCAAUUCAGUUUCUAUCGUCAUUUGGUCUUGGGCUUACAGAUGUGGUACAGCUAGGUGGACACAGCUCAAAGCGCACACAUCGCUUUCCCCCCACUAAAGAAGGCAAACCUGUGCCUGUUGGAUUUACAAUUGUAUCCACACUUCGAAAAUAUGUUGAGAAUGAUCUAAAAACAUCUGUUACCAUUCUUACUCGAUCUACUUUUAAAGAGCUUACAAUAAAGGAUGGCAAAGUCACAGGCUUGAAGUAUCAAACUGUUGAUGGAGAGGAAAAACAACUUAAUGGCACUGUCAUAUUUGCAGCUGGGGGAUAUGCCAAUGAUCACACAGAACAUUCUUUGCUUGAUAAAUACACGCCACACCUGUCCAAAUAUCCAACAACAAAUGGGCCUUGGGCUACGGGGGAUAUCAUUAAAGCAGUGGAAGGAAACGGUCUGUCAUUAAUUCAUAUGGACAAGGUUCAAGUCCAUCCAACUGGUUUUGUAGAUCCUAAGGAUCCAAAGUUUCACACCAAGUUUUUAGCACCUGAAGCUUUACGUGGUUGUGGAGCAUUGCUUUUAAAUGUUAAGGGUCAGCGAUUUGCUAACGAGUUAGGACGUCGUGAUUACCUUUCUCAAGAAAUUUUAAAUAAUUGCAAUUCGUAUGGUAACAUUAAUGGAAAUCCUAUAUCAGCAGCCAUGUUACUUACACAAAAAGUGAUUGACAGGUUUGGAGCUCAUCUUGCUGGAUUUUAUAUUUUCAAGGGGUUGAUUACAAAAGUGAAUGAUCUUGCUGGAGCAGCAGAAAAACUUGGUGUGCCUCUUAAAACCAUGCAACAAACCAUUUCUGAGUACAACCAUGGUGCUUCAUCAGGAAACGACAAAUUUGGUAAGAAAGCAUUUCCCAUCACAUUUAGUGAGAGCGAUGUCUAUUAUUUAGCGUAUAUAACCCCAACAUUGCAUUACUGCAUGGGUGGCAUAGAAAUAAAUACCCAUGCAAAUGUGGUUAUGGCGCAGAGUUCAUCAGUAUUGGAUGGUUUGUAUGCGGCUGGGGAAGUUAGCGGAGGCGUGCAUGGUAACAAUCGUUUAGGUGGUAAUAGUUUGUUGGAAUGUGUUGUGUUCGGAAGAAUCGCUGGCAAAGAGGCAGCACACUAUAACAGAAAUUAACUUAAGUUUAAAAAAAAAUUAAAAAAAAAUUCAUGUUACUGUAUCUCUUGAAAAAUUUCAGUAUUUUAUGUUAAAAGCAUUACAAUCCAAUAUUAACAAAACUAGCAGAUAUAAGUUCAGAUUGACUUCUAUGCCGAUUCUUUAUUGAAAUAUCACCAUUCUUUCUGAACUUAGUAAUAUUAAAUUUUGGUACUUCUUUGAAAGAUGAAAUUUACUUGAGAAUGUAUGAAUUUCCUGCAAGACAAUAAAUCCUCACAUUGAUUUUAGAAAAGCUUUAAAGAAUUGUGAGAAAACUGAGCUUUUUUGCAGUGAAUUAUAUCAAUCGCUUGAAGCCUUUUUUUAUAUGUUUUUUGCGUCGCAGCGCACAAAAGAAUUUCUAGGACACCUUUAUGAUACGCUAAAUCUUUGUUCUGUAUUUUUAUUAGAUUUUUAAAUCUGUGCUCUAAAUUUUUAAUAGAUUUUUAAAAUUGGGCUGUUUUUUGAAAAGCACUAAUAUCCUUAUUGUAUUUGUGAAUCAAUGUCAUUUUAUUGGCAACGUAAAUAACUAUUCCUCUUAAAAUUCAUUUGCAUUGACUUUUUCAAACAUUAAGAUGAAGUAUAGCAUAAAAAGAAUUUCUUCCUUUGUUCAUUGGGGAAUUUUAUUGUAGUUUUGUCGCUUCAAGUUUUGUUGACGAAUGGUGUUGGAUAUACUAUGGAGCUCUUUAUUAUUUAAUUUUAAAUAAAUUCAAUUUAGAAACAUUAUAUUUAUAGAUUUUGUAGUCAAUAUUUGAUAUAAAAAUCUCUGGUCAUGGGAUUAAAUCUUAAAAAUUCUAUUAAAGCUGUUUUUUAUGGUCUCAUUCUGUUAAUUUUUGUUUUGAAAGAAUAUAAUGUAUCUGCUUUGAACUGUAAACCUAAUAAACAAUAAAAAUUGAUCUUUGACAAAUUUU